CAGUUGACAUACAGUAUCUUCUAAUUCAACUACUACCAAGACAAUUAAAACAAUGAAAACCAUUGUAUUAGUAUCAGCUCUGGUAGCGGUAGCGUUCGCAGCUCCUCAAGGAUCCCAGGCGCCAGCAGAACCUAUUCCCAUUUUACGACAGGACAGUCAAGUCAAUGGUGAUGGGUCGUAUCAAUAUUCUUACGAAACGGGAAAUGGAAUUAGUGCAGAUCAGAAAGGAGACUUGAAGAAGGUUGGUGACGUUGAAGCUUUAGAAGUGCAGGGUCAGUUCCAAUAUCCCGGAGACAAUGGCAACAUUCAGCUGUCUUACGUUGCUGACGAGAACGGCUUCCAACCCCAAGGCGCUCACCUACCCACUGCCCCCCCAGUACCAGAGCCCAUACAGCGCGCUCUUGCCUACCUUGCAACUGCCCCCCCACAACCUGAGCAGCCAAAGCAGUAAAUUAGUCAACUGAAA
Messenger RNA from Achroia grisella, 466 nucleotides. RefSeq names its product endocuticle structural glycoprotein ABD-4-like. The record is from RefSeq and is a predicted model, not a curated record. Gene Ontology annotation, molecular function: structural constituent of chitin-based larval cuticle. NCBI's taxonomy places the organism in Eukaryota, Metazoa, Arthropoda, Insecta, Lepidoptera, Pyralidae. Bases 53 to 451 code for a protein of 132 amino acids. Gene Ontology annotation, cellular component: chitin-based extracellular matrix. The transcript is spliced from 2 exons.